This is a messenger RNA of Colletotrichum truncatum, 1311 nucleotides long. Lineage: Eukaryota; Fungi; Ascomycota; Sordariomycetes; Glomerellales; Glomerellaceae. The record is from RefSeq and is a predicted model, not a curated record.
AUGGCUUCACCCUCUGGACUCGCCAGAUCCCAACCAUCAUCAAGAUCGGAGCAACCAACAAUUAUGUCAUGCACGCCCUCCUGGCCUUCUCUGCCAUGCACAUUGCCUUCCUCACCGACUGCCCCCUGGUCGGCAACAUGGCAUACGAGCACCGCGGCGUCGCCCUCAAGGGCCUGCAGGAGGCUAUCGGAACCUUCAGCCGCGACACGUCGGAUGCCGUCUUGGCUGCCUCGCUGGUUCUGUCAUGGCAAGCGACGGAUUGGUAGGCGAAGCUGGACCCAGCUCAUGCAAGGAACCUCAUCGGUUAUCGAGGCCAUGGACCCCUGGAAGCACGAGUCCCAAUUUGGCGACUUCAUCGCAGAGAGCUGCACCUUCCCCACGGCACCCGCUUCCCCUAGCCCGGAUCACAAGCCGAGCCAGCCGCGCAAGGAGGACAUCGACGCCUUCACCAAGACACUGCAGCAACUGCAAAAGGUUGAGGCCCACCUCAAGCACAACAAAGAGGACACCAAGUCGAUCCAGCAGUUGAUCAGUUUCCUCAAGGGUGCUCGCAAGGUCAAUACGGGGCUUUCCGUCUCCCAACAAUUCGAGCGGCUGCGUCCCCUGCGUACUUGGCUUUUCUGGCUGCCUGUCAUGUAUCUCAAGCAGACGGGCGGGUCUCCCAGCGCCCUCGUCAUCAUCGCUCACUACUACACCGUAGCUCUGGUGACGGAGCGUCUGUUCCCCGACAUUGGUGCCGCCUACUUUGGUAGUUUGUCUAUUGGCCCUGUUGAGGAGAUAGCCCGCCGUCUGCUGUCCAUCAACAUCUCUGGCAGCCUCGAUGGCGACCUGCAGACCCCGCUCACGCUCAUGGAGUACCCCAUUGACACGGUUAACGAGUUUCGUCACCGUAUGGGUUGGACGCAGCCUGCGCGGACACCCUCGUUCCCGCAGUUCAACCCUCCCAACUUCUACAUGAGCGAGCCCGUGCCGUUGCCGCCUGUUAGCGACUCGUACCUGCCAUAUGGGCAAAACCCGGCUUUCAGCUACAGCACCGAGUCACUUCAGAUGCUCAACGCAGAAUCGGCGCCGCCCAACAACUUGUCGCCACUUGUGCUAUCCUCGCCCUACGUCAACUCGCAGUACCUAAACAUUCCGAGCCCCAAUUACGGUGGCUAUAGCCCAGCAUCCUCAACCUUUGAGGGUUCCGUCGUAUAUAGCGAUACUGAGGAUUAUGGCUCGUACGAAAACUACGACAUCAGCGGAAUGCCCGCGGUCCAUAACAACCUAGGCGUCGGGUUCGUCUCUCCCAUCCAGUCCGUGUGGAUCUAA